GCCUGUCGCCGCGCAUUCCAGCGCAUCUUUGCACGAGUCAUCCCGAGUCAGCCAUACAUCCAGGAUCCAGCACGAUACAAGAGGAUUUCGGAGCCUUCAAGCGACUCUAGUGUUCUGACAUGUCCUCGUCACAGUUGCACCCCUUACAAGUAAACGUAGAGACAGGGGAGCCAUACCUCCGCCUUCCAGCUCCUCACCAGAAUGUGAUCAUCACCCCGAUCAGGUUCGCCGACGAGGCUGCGAUCGUCCAGUACAUGAACGAUCCACGCGUGUACGAGAACCUCUCCAGCAUUCCUCAGCCUUACACGAGAGAGAAUGCACAGGAAUGGGUGAAGCGCGUCAAAGCCCGAUCGGACGAACUCCUGCAAGAACUGAAACGCUCUGACGAGCACGCAGACCGACGGGCCAAGGCGCUGGACGGCUGCCCAGUAAUGACCAUAAGAGAGGUGCAGGAGGAUGGUCAGGAUAUAUUCAUCGGGGACCUCAGCGUCCUGCGAUCCGCGUUCGUGGAAGUCGCCGACCCCGAGGAAAGGGCACGACUCAGUCGCGAGAACAAGGCAAGAGCAGUGGGCGACCCGGAGAUUGUGUUCACCAUGGGAGACUACCUCAUACCCAGUCACCAUGGUCGAGGGAUCAUGACCGCCGCUGUCCGGACACUCAUGAAUGAGUGGAUGAUCCCGCGGAUGAACUGUCACAAAAUUCUGGUGAAUGCCAAGAAAGGCAACCUUGCCAGUAGACGCGUAUUCGAAAAAGCUGGCUUCCGCUUCAUGGAUACCGUGGAGGACGCCCUGGAGUUGACGGUGCCUGGCAGAGCUGGCAAGUGGUCAUUAGAUGUGCUUGAGUGGAAGUACGAGCGGCUAUAGACAUAGCGAACGAUUCUGUAGUUGCACAAUAAUGAGGAUAUCUCUAGGGAUCGUUCGGGUGCAUUUCCAGGGCUUAGGGUGUAAU
Molecule: messenger RNA, 948 nt
Organism: Gloeophyllum trabeum ATCC 11539
Lineage: Eukaryota; Fungi; Basidiomycota; Agaricomycetes; Gloeophyllales; Gloeophyllaceae
Product: acetyltransferase, GNAT family
Exons: 2
Coding region: 120-863 (247 amino acids)
Molecular function (GO): acyltransferase activity, transferring groups other than amino-acyl groups
Source: RefSeq, a predicted model, not a curated record